Messenger RNA from Lycium ferocissimum, 935 nucleotides. Its product is annotated as eukaryotic translation initiation factor 3 subunit H-like. Bases 153 to 569 code for a protein of 138 amino acids. The transcript has 5 exons. The record is from RefSeq and is a predicted model, not a curated record. Lineage: Eukaryota; Viridiplantae; Streptophyta; Magnoliopsida; Solanales; Solanaceae.
UCACCAUGGUAACUUCAGAUGAGUUAUGCUCAUAGUUUCUAGACAGAAAAGUUAUAUAAGAAGAGAGCUUGCUUCAAUUAUCUCACACAUUUUAAGUUUGCCAUCUCUUUUGACAGAUUAAAGUUUCAAACUCGGCUCUCAUAAGUGCCUUUAUGACUGAACUUGAACCUGAUACACCUGUAACUCAGUGUGAUUAUGAGCGCCUGCAAUUGUCAACCAAUCCAUAUUUGGAAAGGAAUGUGGAAUUUCUGAUUGAGUGCAUGGAUGACUUGUCAAUGGAGCAGCAAAAAUUCCAAUUUUACUAUCGGAACCUUUCCCGUCAACAAGCUCAGCAGCAAGCUUGGCUUCAAAAGAGGAGGGCUGAGAACAUGGCACGUAAAGCAGCUGGAGAAGAGCUAUUGCCUGAGGAGGAUCCUUCUAAUCCUGCCUUUAAGCCAAUCCCAGAACCCUCACGAUUGGACAGCUUCCUCAUAACUAAUCAAAUAGCAAACUACUGCAACCAGAUUAACGGUGUUGCUGGACAGAGCUUCAGUAGACUAUAUCUGAUGAAAGCUCUUCAUGACAACUGAGGAAAUCUAUGGAGUUAUAGCCCAAUUUUGUAUUUUUCAUCUUACGUCAGUUAUUUAAACACUUUUUGAGUUGAUAUAUGAAAAGAAUGAAUUCCUCAGUGUAUGUCUUAUUUUUUGAAGCAGUUACUAAUUCAUGAUCUGGCAUGUACAGAAUGAAAACUUCAUUCUCGAUUCUACGAGAAUUUUUAUGAAAGCCUUUCAUUUGCUUCUCUUCGAUGAAAGUUUGAUUUUCCCAGAAUGUAUCCUAAUUCUUCUUUUGACGAUCGAUUCAGUCUGCUUAUAACCUUCGCUCAUUAGUUCUUUCACUGUAGCCUACAAGAUGGAGGAAAUGAAAUUGUGUAUUUAUAAGUUCAUCAUUCUACUGUC